Molecule: messenger RNA, 2784 nt
Organism: Nycticebus coucang (slow loris)
Lineage: Eukaryota; Metazoa; Chordata; Mammalia; Primates; Lorisidae
Gene: SLAMF8
Product: SLAM family member 8
Exons: 5
Coding region: 93-911 (272 amino acids)
Biological process (GO): leukocyte chemotaxis involved in inflammatory response; regulation of B cell differentiation
Molecular function (GO): signaling receptor activity
Source: RefSeq, a predicted model, not a curated record
UCCAGAAGGACAGCAGCUCCUUCCGUGCUUCUACGUGGUCUAGGAUAUUCUGGAUUUGUGUUGUCAAGGGAGUUUGCCUGCCUCUGCGGAGAAUGGCCACGUGGUCCCUGUGGGGUCUGCUUCUCUGGGAAGUUGCUGGCGCCCAAGUGCUAAGCAAGGUGGGGGACUCUGCACUGCUAGUGGCAGAGCAGCCCCCUGGCUUCCAAGUCCGCGAGGCCAUCUGGAGAUCUCUCUGGCCUUCGGAGGAGCUCCUGGCCGUGUUUUUCCAGGGUUCCCUGGAGACCCUGUACCACUCUCGCUUCCUGGGCCGUGCCCAGCUGCAUGGCAACCUCAGUCUGGAGCUCGGGCCACUGCAGUCUGGAGACAGCGGCAACUUCUCCGUGCUGAUGGUGGACACCCGGGGCUGGACCCAGACCCAGAUUCUACAGCUCAAGGUGUACGAUGCGGUGCCCAGGCCCAUGGUACGUGUGUUCAUCUCCGUGGAAGGGGAUGCUCAGCCCCUUAAGACAUGCCAAGUCUUCUUGUCCUGCUGGGCCCCCAACACCAGUGACGUAGCCUAUAGUUGGCGACAGGAGGGGAGGAUGGACUUAGGUGUGGAAGCACACAGCCUCUUCAUGGACGGACAGAUGCUGAGCGCUUCACUGGGACCAGGAGACAAGGAUGUGGCCUAUUCCUGUAUUGUCUCCAACCCUGUCAGCUGGAACAUGGCCACAGUCAUCCCGUGGGAGAGCUGCCAUGGUGAGGCAGGGACAGCCUCCUACAAGGACGCACUGCUGGUGGCCGUACCGGUCUUGCUGCUCCUGACGCUGGCUGGUGUCUUCUCUGCCUGGCACUGGGGUCGCUGCUCAGGGAAAAAGAAAGAUGUCGGUGCUCACAGAGUGGCUCCAGAGACAGAGAACCCCCUCGUGUAGGAUUUGCUGGGAGGAACAAUGUAAGCCAAAGCCUGCAUCGCCAGGAACCCCACUGCCCAGGCACAUGACCAUGGGACAGAGCUGCUUCCUGGAAACCACCAUGGUCCUCAGUUUCUCUUAGGACUUGGUCCUGCCUCCCAGGAGUAGCCUGGGCAGCUGUCACACUGGGAGGACAAAAAGUGCUGGCACGACCUUCCACACUCCCUCUUCAUCUCUCCCCAUUGGGCACAUCCUAACUCUUCUCUGGACAAGAUUGGCCAAACAGGACAGCCUCUCAAGGACAGUGGAAGGAGGCAUUGAAGAAACAAUGGUAGGGUUUGAAGUACUGUUUUUCCAGGAUGGCUUCAAUCUCUCCACCUAGGAUGUCAGUCCUGUCCAAGGUCCUUCCCUCUUCUCUCCAGUUCCUGAACCAUCACUUCACCUUGGACAGAUGAUCAGCAUAGUGGCCUCCGGAUUCACACCACCACUUGACUGCUCCCAGAUUUUCCCUUCCUGGAUGUGCUCAGAGGUCCCCAGUGGUCCCCUGGCUUUACCAAAUCCUCCUCCCUUUCCUGUACCUGCUUCUCUCCUAUCAUCCUCCCCCCAGUCCACCUGAGCAGUGCACAUGGCCACUCGACCUGGCUCAGUGUGCCAACCUCACCUGCCACCCAGAGACAUUCCUCACACCUGGUCACUAAAUCAUGUAAAACUGGCCCCAGGCCCCAAAACUGACAUGAAAAAGAAAUCCCGGAAUCUAGCAAUGAGCCGGGAUAGCCCUGUGGGGAGACACACAUGCCACUCUCCACCUUUCUCCCUCAUAUUUCUUGGGCCCACCUCAGAUCAGAGUGGCUCUAGAUGGGACUCAUGGUUCUCCCUUCACAAGGUGACUCUCAGCACCUCAUUUAGACAGUGGUUUUGCAGUGUGUGUGCCAGAUCCUUUCUGAACAGAUCCACACUGCUCAAAUAAGCCCAAGCUCCCAUCCUCAGUGACUCACUUGUCAACUAGUAUGCUAAUUAACCUUCCACCAAAAAACACAGAAUGCUUUCCGUGAGACCAAUUGUUGUGCUAAUAAGCAUUAAGAUUGAUUCUUUGAAAGUCACAUCAUGACAAAUAUUGAUUGGGGGCUCAGCCUGUGCUGGGUACACUUCAAGGCACUGGAAAACCAGUAGUGAACCAAGCAAAGUCCUUGCCUUGUGGAGUCUGUGUUCUAGGUAAUAUAAAUAACAAGUAAGGAUAUGUCUAAUGUAGAGAGUUUCUAUCAAGAAAGACAACGCAGGGUAAAGGGCUACAGAAUGAUGAAUCUGGGGGGCUGUUGUAGAUGAAGGAACCUGAGAGCGCUUUCUGAUGAGGUGAUGUCUGACAGAGGCCCAGCAAUGCAGUGGCCAGGAGUGCUCCAAACAGAGAGCCCAGAAAGUGCAAAAGCCCUGAGGUGAGAGAAUGGUUGGUGUUCACAAAGAAUGGAGUGAAGGCCAGGGUGGCUGGAUCUAAGCAAGGGAAGGAGAAUGGAAGGGGAAGGGUCCAAAAAGGUGACGUGAGGCCCUAUCGCAUGGGACCUUUGGGCUUUAAAACACCCCUUCCUUAAAGUGAGGAUGGCAGGGAGAGUCUCCCAUCAGUCCGUGUCAGACUCCUUCCAGAAUAACCUUUACAUCAUUGCUUCCAAUUGGCUCCUGGUCAGGCCAGAGCCCUUUCCAAAUCUGCUUUCCCUUUUUCUUGUUUUCACACAGUUUUCUUUGCCUUUGCACCCAACCUUCUGUGCAAAGGGGUCAUGUGACAUGUUAUCAGAAAAUGGGGGGGGCAUAGCAGAAGAGAAAGGCUGGAAAGGACAUUCUCUUCAUCAGUGUAGAGAUAAACACUCAGUGCCUCACUUAAAAAUAAAAAAAAAACUUCUGCAAA